Molecule: messenger RNA, 1296 nt
Organism: Aspergillus niger
Lineage: Eukaryota; Fungi; Ascomycota; Eurotiomycetes; Eurotiales; Aspergillaceae
Exons: 3
Coding region: 1-1296 (431 amino acids)
Biological process (GO): regulation of DNA-templated transcription
Molecular function (GO): DNA-binding transcription factor activity, RNA polymerase II-specific; zinc ion binding
Source: RefSeq, a predicted model, not a curated record
AUGGUAUAUCGUGGCAGGCCUUCUAAGUCAUGCCGCGAAUGCCGCAAACGUGAUAUCAAAUGCGAUAAAAAGGAAGAUGGCUGCUCCCAAUGUGUCCGCGCUGGUCUGAAGUGCUCGGGAUACCAAAAGUUAACAGAUAUAGUCAUACUUAAUGAGACCUCUGCUACGGCAGAAAAAGUACUGAAGAAGCACUCUUUAGGAGGUCCAGCUUCUGCAGGGCCUCUAUCAACAAAUCUUCUUCCGACUGUUUUACAACGUGCGAAGCACCUAUAUGUCUCGCAAUACGUUCAAGACACACCUGCAACGGGUAUGUACUCGUAUAUGCAGGUCUUCUACCCGUCCAAAUCAGACGACUAUCCUCUUCUCGAGACCAUGAUUCAUGCGCUUUUCAUGGCCACGUUCUCAUCUCUUCAGGGAUGGCCCCCAGCUCUCUAUCAUGCUCGAAACAACUAUGGAUUAGCUUUGUCAUUGACUCGAAAGGCGAUCCGGUCACCAAAAGAGGCUUUGUUGGAUAGAACCUUAUUCUCGGUGCUGCUCAUGAGCAUAUUUGAACGGCUCGCCAACGUAGAACAAGGAGCGCUAUGUAUACGCAACGGACAUUUGAUAGGUGCAGUUGAGCUUAUGGCCUUGAGGGGUAAUGGUCAAUUUACAGACGAAGGGGGUGUUGCGAUGUUUUUGCAUCUAACAGAGCUUGUUGUUCUUGAUUGCCUUGCCAAUGAAGUUGAUAUCCCUUCCCGGUUUUUGGCAUUGCGACAACAAGCUCUUGAAGCCGGUGCGGACACAUCGUCACUAAGGUGGAGAUUCUUGGAAGUUAUGAUGUGGUAUGCACAGCUGGAGUACACCGCGAAAUCUUCCACUUCCGCAGAAGAUGUAAUUUAUCAAGCCAAAGCACUUGACGCAGAACUUGAUCGACUGUCCAAGCACCUGCCUUCUUUCUUCUCGAGAAAACAGAGUCCUGAACCCCCAAGCAUCCCGCCAACCAAGCCGGACAUAUAUCCUGAUUACAAUACACAAAGAUGCUGGAACAACAUCCGUAUACUUCGCAUUCAGCUAAUGAAGCUUAUACGUGAUCGAUGUGCUCAGGCCUUGGGAGAUUCCGCCGAUGACACCUGGAUCAUGGCUGAAGUUCAUGACUCUAACCGCCGAGCAAAUUUGCUUGCUACAGACAUGUGCCUUUCCAUACCUGGUUCUUCCAAAGCCAGCUCAAUCGAGGCUAUCCAUUCAGGAGCGAUUACAAUUCUUGAAAGUGAAGCAAUCUCCCUCACAGCAGAGAACAUUGGAUCGUUUGCUUCAUAA